AUGGAUAAUCAUGGUGAUUGUUACGAUGAACAAAGUGUUGUAAAUAUGGUUCAAGAUGCUACCCUAUCCGUUCUAAUUAUAAUAAUUACUGUCAUAAGAAGAAUGCAAGUAAGGCGUAAAUCAAUUCGCAGUGGUCCAAGUAAGGAAAAAAGAAGACAAGAGAGAGCUAGAAUUGAGCACAUAAAGCGAAUUUAUAAUGGUUUUAGUGAUAGUUAUGUGAAUUAUAUUAGAAUAAGAAGUGGUGCUUUUGUUAAACUAGCGAGUAUAAUGAGGAACAAUAUCCUGCUAAAAGACUCAAGGAAUAUAACAGUGGAAGAACAACUUAUAAUGACUCUGAACAUUCUGGGUCAUAAAUCUAAAAAUCACAUAGUUAGAUCUUAUUUUAUAAGAUCAGGGGAGACAGUGAGUAGAUAUUUCAACAAGGUAUUACAAGCAAUUAUUUGCUUGCGUGGACGGUACAUGAGACAAGCCCCCAAUGACAUUCCCCAAGAGAUCAUUAACAACCCACUAUACUACCCUUAUUUCAAGAAUUGUAUUGGAAUGAUAGAUGGGACACAUGUUGUGACACCCCUGUUUCCCGGAGUCCCGGAGUCGGUUGGGCAGAAUGUGCUUGCAGCUUGCACCCCAAACAAACUGUUCACAUAUGUUCUAGCAGGUUGGGAGGGGUCUGCAAAUGAUUAUAGGAUUCUUCAGGACGCAUUGUCUAGACCACAACCACAUGGAUUGAGAGUCUAUGAUGGCAAAUACUAUCUAUGUGAUGCUGGGUACCCAACCAUGCCAGGUUUCAUCUCUCCAUACCGAUGUGUUCGAUAUCAUUUGAAAGAACAUUUGAGUAAAACACCUAAGAAUAGAAGAGAAUUAUUCAAUCUAAGACAUUCUUCAUUGAGGUCUAAGAUUGAAUCUGCAUUUGGCACAUUGAAGAAUCGUUUCAAGAUUUUGUGUGCUAAGCCGCAUUAUCCUUUUCCUAUACAAGUAGAUAUCGUAUUGGCAUGCACGGUACUCCAUAAUUUUAUUAUAACUGUGGAUCCAAGUGAUGAACUACUCAACAAUGAUGAAAUUAAUGAAGACAUUGAUAGCGAAGUGGCUUUCGAGAAUGACACUAAUUUAGUUGAUUUUACUCAAAAUCAAACCCAAAGAGAGCAAACCAAAUCAAGAAAUGAGUGGAAGACUCUUAGAGAUGAUAUUGCUUGGGCGAUGUGGGUGGACUACUGUGAUAUGUAUAAUCAUGGUGUAACCACAGAGACUUGA
Molecule: messenger RNA, 1248 nt
Organism: Asparagus officinalis (garden asparagus)
Lineage: Eukaryota; Viridiplantae; Streptophyta; Magnoliopsida; Asparagales; Asparagaceae
Product: protein ALP1-like
Exons: 4
Coding region: 1-1248 (415 amino acids)
Source: RefSeq, a predicted model, not a curated record